This is a messenger RNA of Lotus japonicus, 2266 nucleotides long. Its product is annotated as pentatricopeptide repeat-containing protein At3g05340. Gene Ontology annotation, biological process: RNA modification. The record is from RefSeq and is a predicted model, not a curated record. Bases 247 to 2202 code for a protein of 651 amino acids. NCBI's taxonomy places the organism in Eukaryota, Viridiplantae, Streptophyta, Magnoliopsida, Fabales, Fabaceae. Gene Ontology annotation, molecular function: protein binding; RNA binding. The transcript has a single exon.
UCCUUAAGGAGGUUGCCAAUCAACUAAAUUUUAUUGGAUAUGUGAGAGUUAAAGCCGAAACUUGUGACCGGUUGUGCCAAGUGGGCAUAAAAAUACCUUGAAAAUGGUAGGUAUUUUUGUGGCUUUGCAUAUUACCGGCGGUUUCAGACUGCUGAUUGGGUGCCCGCGUGUAUUAGCAAACUGUUCGCAGGGUAUAUAUUCAGUUUCAAACAGAGUUCUUCCCCCGCUCUAUCAACCUUUUCAUGGAUGAAAUCCGGAAGGAAAUUCAACACCCAUCUCCCUUCAUGGGUAGAUUCUCUCAAAUCAAAGGCACCAAUUUCCCAAUACCCAUUUCCUGCAACCUCAGAAUCUGUCCUCAACCAUGCACACUUAAGCUCUCUUCUCUCAGUUUGCGGAAGAGAUGGAAAUCUUCACCUUGGUUCUUCCAUCCAUGCCCGCAUCAUCAAGCAACCUCCAUUUUUCAGUUUUGACAGCUCCCGACGCAAUGCCCUUUUUGUUUGGAACUCUCUCUUGUCAAUGUAUUCGAAAUGCGGUGAACUGCAGGAUGCCAUCAAGCUGUUUGAUCGUAUGCCUGUGAGAGAUACCGUGUCGUGGAAUUCAAUGAUUUCUGGGUUUUUAAGGAACAGGGAUUUCGACGCGGGUUUUAGGUUCUUUAAGCAAAUGAGCGAGUCGAGGACGGUGUAUUCUCGAUUUGAUAAAGCAACUUUGACUACAAUGUUGUCAGCUUGCGAUGGACCGGAAUUCUCUAGUGUGAGCAGAAUGAUUCAUGGUUUGGUAUUUGUUGGUGGUUUUGAGAGGGAAAUCACAGUGGGGAAUGCUCUUAUAACGUCAUAUUUUAAAUGUGGCUGUUUUUGCCAAGGAAGGCAGGUUUUUGAUGAGAUGAUCGAGAGGAAUGUUGUCACUUGGACGGCUGUGAUUUCUGGUCUCGCACAAAACGAACUUUAUGAGGAUGGUUUGAGAUUGUUCGCCCAAAUGCGUGGUGGUUCAGUGAGUCCUAAUACUUUGACAUAUUUGAGCUCGCUCAUGGCUUGUUCAGGUGUACAAGCAUUGGCGGAAGGCCGCAAAAUUCACGGCCUGCUCUGGAAAUUGGGUAUGCAGUCGGAUUUAUGUAUUGAAAGUGCUUUGAUGGAUUUGUAUUCAAAGUGUGGAAGUUUAGAAGGAGCAUGGCAGAUUUUUGAGUCAGCUGAGGAACUCGAUGGGGUUUCCUUAACUGUAAUACUUGUAGCUUUUGCUCAAAAUGGAUUUGAGGAGGAAGCUAUCCAGAUAUUUACGAGAAUCGUGACAUUGGGGAUUGAAGUUGACGCCAACAUGGUGUCUGCUGUUCUUGGGGUAUUUGGUGUUGGCACUUCUUUGCCUCUUGGUAAGCAGAUUCACUCUUUGAUCAUAAAAAAGAACUUCAGUCAGAAUCCUUUUGUUAGUAAUGGACUUAUUAACAUGUACUCCAAGUGCGGAGAACUGCACGACUCACUCCAAGUGUUUUAUGAGAUGACUCAAAAGAAUUCAAUUUCAUGGAACUCAGUGAUUGCAGCUUUUGCUCGCCACGGGGAUGGUUCCAGAGCACUUCAAUUUUAUGAAGAGAUGAGAGUGGGGGGUAUAGCACCCACAGAUGUUACAUUUUUGUCAUUACUUCAUGCUUGUAGCCAUGCAGGCUUAGUUGAGAAGGGCAUGGAGUUUUUGGUAUCUAUGACUAGAGAUCACAGAUUAAGUCCCCGGUCAGAGCAUUAUGCCUGUGUUGUUGACAUGUUAGGCAGGGCAGGACUUCUUAAAGAAGCUAAAAAUUUUAUUGAGGGGUUGCCUGAGAAUCGUGGUGUACUGGUUUGGCAAGCAUUGCUUGGUGCUUGUAGCAUACAUGGUGACUCUGAGAUGGGUAAAUUUGCGGCUGAUCAACUAAUUUUAGCUGCACCAGCUAGUUCAGCUCCUCACGUUUUGAUGGCAAACAUAUAUUCUGCUGAAGGUAAAUGGAAAGAGAGAGCAGGUGCCAUUAAGAGAAUGAAAGAGAAGGGAGUGGCAAAAGAAGUAGGUGUAAGUUGGAUUGAGAUAGACAAACAAGUAAGUAGUUUCGUUGUAGGGGACAAGUUGCAUCCGCAAGCUGAUAUUAUAUUCUUGGAAUUGUCUAGGUUGCUCAAACACCUGAAAGAUGAAGGUUAUGUUCCUGAUAAAAGGUGUAUCCUCUAUUACUUGGAUCAAGAUAAGAAAGAUUAACCAUUUCAUUUAUCCUGACUAUUCAUUUUCUACUGAGAAGUGAGAACCUAUUAAUGUUUGUCCA